Suncus etruscus (white-toothed pygmy shrew) is the source of this 3251-nucleotide messenger RNA. It is a transcript of the gene LIMA1, whose product is annotated as LIM domain and actin binding 1. Gene Ontology annotation, molecular function: actin filament binding. Gene Ontology annotation, biological process: actin filament bundle assembly. NCBI's taxonomy places the organism in Eukaryota, Metazoa, Chordata, Mammalia, Eulipotyphla, Soricidae. Gene Ontology annotation, cellular component: plasma membrane; actin cytoskeleton. The transcript has 11 exons. The coding region runs from base 138 to 2369 and encodes 743 amino acids. The record is from RefSeq and is a predicted model, not a curated record.
GCGGGCUCUAGGUGCGCCUGCUAGGUAGCGAGCGACAGGUGCGUCGGGCUGAAUGAUCGGGGCCUGCGUGCUUGCUGGCUCCAGCGCCGGGGAAAGACUGAGCCUUUAGCGAGGUAUUUCAGAUAUCUGUGGACAAGAUGGAAUCCUCUCCAUUUAAUAGACAGCAAUGGACUUCAGUAUCAUUGAGGGUAACAGCUAAGGAACUUUCUCUUGUCAACAAAAACAAAUCAUCAGCAAUUGUAGAAAUAUUCUCCAAGUACCAGAAAGCAGCGGAGGAAGCAAACACAGAAAAGAGAAGUAACACUGAAAAUCACCCCCAGCAUUUUAGAAGGGGCAUUCUAACUGUACUGAAGAAGAAGUGGGAGACCCCCGUGCUGGAAGCAGCCGCUCACACAGAUUACCUGCAAAACAGCAGCACUGAGGUCAAGAGGCACCCAGGCCACUGUUCUACCGUCGAAGCAGUCAGCAAUUUUGAUUCAGGGCUCAAAACUGACCAAAAGGAGCCAGUACAACCAAGAGCUAGCUUCAGAUCACCGCCUGAAGUUCUUUCUCGGAAUAUUCACAUCCGGAACCACCGCUCAAUGGAAAGUGAAAAAAUGGAAAAUUGUCUGGAAGAAUCCAGGCAUGAAGGAAGAAAACCUGAAAGCAGUGAAAACCCAGAAGCUGCAAACAAGAUUGAGAAAUAUAAUGUUCCACUAAACAGACUGAAGAUGAUGUUUGAGAAAGGUGAAGCAGCUCAAACCAAGAUUUCCAGGGUCCAAAGCAGCAGAAGUGCUGGUGGAAGAAGGAUCUCUGAAAACAGCUAUUCUCUGGAUGACUUGGAAAUAGGCACUGGCCAGUUGUCAUCUUCUGCUUUCAUCUCAGAGAAAAGUGAGAAUAGACGAAAUCUUGAGUUGCCCUGCCUAUCAGAAACCUCCAUCAAGGAUCGAAUGGCCAAGUACCAAGCAGCUGUAUCCAAACAGAGCAGUUCAACCAAUUAUACAAAUGAGUUGAGAGCCAAUGGUGGUGAAAUAAAAACUCACAAAUUAGAGCAAAAGGAGAAUGUGCCCCCAGGUCCAGAGGACUGCAUUUCUCAUCAGGAUGGAGAAAAGGCAACUGACACUAGUCCACCUGUUUGCUCCACUCCUGCUGACAAUGAUUCCUGUAACUCUCAGGUUAAGAGACAGGCCCAGAAGUCUAUUCUUCACAAACCUCUAAGUCCUGAUGCCAGAACCUCCAGCCUUUCUGAAAGUACUCCUCUCAAAGCAGUGAAGAAGUUCCAGGUGCCUGUCAGAGAGACCUGUGUGGAAUGUCAGAAGACUGUCUACCCGAUGGAGAGGCUCCUGGCCAACCAGCAGGUGUUUCACAUCAGUUGCUUCCGUUGCUCCUACUGUAACAACAAGCUCAGUCUAGGAACAUAUGCAUCUCUGCAUGGACGAAUCUAUUGCAAGCCUCACUUCAAUCAGCUCUUUAAGUCUAAAGGCAACUAUGAUGAAGGCUUUGGGCACAGGCCACAUAAGGAUCUGUGGGCAAACAAAAAUGAAAACGAAGAAGCUUUAGAGAAACCUACUCAGUUUCCAAAUGCAGGGGUGGAAGAUGCCCCCAUUGCUAAGGUGGGUGUGCUAACUGCAAGUAUGGAAGCCAAGACUUCCUCCAGUCAUCGAGAGAAAGAAGACAAGCCAGCUGAAACCAAGAAACUGAGAAUCGCCUGGCCACCACCAACUGAGCUAGGCAGUUUAGGAAGUGUCUUGGAAGAAGGGAUCAAAGUAUGCAAGCCCAAGUGGCCACCUGAGGAUGAAUCCAACAAGCCCGAAGCUCCUGAGGAUGUGGAUUUGGAUCUGAAGAAACUAAGGCGCUCUUCUUCACUGAAGGAAAGAUGCCGGCCAUUCACUGUAGCAGCUUCAUUUCGAACGGCUUCUGUCAAGAGCCCAAAAACGCUGUCUCCACCUACCAGGAAAGGCUGGAGCACAUCGGAGCCCAGUGAGGAGCUUGGGGAAGAAGCAGCUGCAGAGUGGAAACAAAUAGAAAGUGCCUCUGAGAAGAAUGGGGCAGUAGACAAAACAACUUGGCAAAACCAGGAAUCCAAAGUAAGUGAAAGCAAGAGGGGAAGCAGGGAAGUCCACGCCUUUGAGGUCGAGAGUGAAAAUCUUAUAGAAAAUGGAUCCAAUGUAGAUGAAGAUGAGAGCCACCAUUUCAAAGCACAAUCUCCACUAGAAGCCAAAUCUACAAAUUGGUCCAGCUUUGCAGAUAACACAUCCAGUAAAGAAUUCACUACUCCGAAUCCACCUUCCAGUGAUGUAGAGUUCUGGGAGGGAGAAGUCAAAGAGUUAUCUGUAGAAGAACAGAUAAAGAGAAAUCGAUACUAUGAUGACUAUGAAGACGAGGAAUGACGAAUUGUCUUGGUGCUGGGCCUUACAUUUGUGCUAGUGUUAGUGAGCCCUUUAUUAAAGUGAUUCAUGUAAACAGAAAUUGUAGAAUGAACUAUAAUUUAUGUGAAAGUAGCUGUGGGAAAGACUUUCUAAUUGCAAACAAAUCCUGUAUUACAGCUCAAGUGAACCAGUUCUAAGUGUUAGGAAUGCUAUUGCUUAAAUUCUCUUUUUUCAGUGAUAUAUAGUAAGUGUUUUAGGUCUUAUAAGGGGAAACUACACCAGCUGAUAAAAUCCAGAUUUUGCUAAGAGUUGGAAUCAACCUAGAUGUCCAAAAAUAGAUGAGUGAAUCAUGACAAUGUGGUACAUAUAUACAAUGGAAUACUACAUAGCUAUAGGAAUGAUGCAAUCACACAAUUUGCUGCAACAUGGAUGGAAAUGGAAGAUAUUGUGUUAAAUGAAGUAAGCCAGAAGGAUAAAUACAGAAUGAUAUCACUUAUAUGCGAUAUAACUGCAUGAAGAAAUGCAAUUGUUUAAAAGGGAAUUGUCUCAAACAUCCUUGGCCCCCAGAGUAUAGUGAGGAAAAGGAAAGAAAUUUGAGUGGAGGAGGUGAAACACAAAUAUGAAAGGAUGGAGGACAGGGGCCAAGCAGUCUCAGUUGCAUUGGUGUUAAGAAGGACAGAACUAUCCAAAGUCAACAAUGAUUGAAAUCAUAAAACCCAGACUUAAUCAAAACUUAAAAUGAGCGUGUUACACUACGGGCAGACUGGGGUUCAAGGAUGGUGGCAUGGAAUGCACUCUGCGAACAUUUGUGGAGGAGGUCAACACUGGGGGUGGGAUUGGCUCUGAAACAUGGUAUAUCUGAGACCCAACUAUGAAGAACUUUGUAAAUCAAAAGGUUUCAAU